UCCGCCACAGUUUAAACUGGCAGUUGUUGCUAUGAUCCACUGAUCAUCCAGGGCUGUCACACAAAAAGUUAGAUUAUGUUACAGACGACAAAUGUUUACAAGGAUCGAAUAUUGCUCAAACAGGUCUAUCGUUCCUGAUAGUACCCGAUCACUAACGUAGUUAGCUAUUUCUACUCAUCAACUGUCCCUGUAAUGUCUCUGCCUCCAGAGAAAGCUUCCGAGCUGAAGCAAAUCAUUCACAACCAUCUGCUCAAGAUGGACAUCCAUGGGAAGAUCCGAGAGGUGCUGGCUGAGACUGUGAGGGAUGACCUAGGCCCGGCACAUCGUUCUCUGUCUGAGGCGGAUUUCCUGCAUGCUUUGCAGCGCAGGGGCAUCGUCGAUGAUGUGAUGAAGGACCUACACUUUACUCAGGAAGUACCCACAACUGCAGAAACAGGAUCCCCUCCAAAGCCUGCUACUCACUUUGUUGACAGGAAUAUUACUCAGCUGAAAAAAACCAAUAUUGACCCGUCCAGGCGGUACCUGUAUCUCCAAGUGCUCGGCGGUAAAGCCUUUCUGGAGCACCUCCACGAGCCGGAGCCUUUACCCGGUCAGGUGUGUUCUACAUUUACGCUCUACGUGCACUUCCGCAACCAGAGGUUUCGCUCAAAGCCAGUGCCCUGUGCCUGCGAACCUGACCUGAAGGAGGGUUUCCUCUUAGAGAUCCACAGAGAUGGCACAGGAGAAGGCAGCAAAAUGGCGGACGCGACCACCAUGCUGUCUUUGUGUGACCCGGUUCACUUGGUGCUGAUCAAGACGGACACCUCCAGCGAGACGACGCUGGUCUCGUCCUACUUCCUGGACUGGAGGACAGUCCUCGGCUCGCCUAGUGGGAAGACCUGCUUUGCUGUGGAGCUGAUGGGAGUUGGAAGUGAAUGUAAAGUUGCAGCUGGUGUUUUGACUGUCAAUCUGGAGCUCUAUCCUCCUCUCACAGAGACUCUGAGCGCUGACAUCAUCAGCACACAGCAAUCACUGGAGAGGCAGAGGACGGCGGAGAAGGAGAGGCUCUUCUUGGUUUAUGCCAAACAGUGGUGGAGGGAGUUCCUCGAGAUACGUCAAUCACACCAAUCCAAAAUGGUCAAGAUCUUUGCACAGGAUGAGAACGGCGUCAACAGGCCAACGUGUUCGUACGUGCGUAUCCUGCGGGCGGGCAGGCUUCUGGAGAGCCCUCGACAGGCGGCCCGCUUCGUCAGCCUGCUGGCCCUCGAGAAGGCCCCGGUGGUGGGGGGAGGAGGAGGCAAGCAGGAGCAGUGGUGCACACUGAUGGCUUUCCUGUGUAGAGGGAAGGGGGACUGUGAGGACCAUGCCACCCUGCUGUGCAGCCUGCUGCUGGGCUUCGGCCUGGAUGCGUACGUGUGUGUGGGCACCAAAGCCAAGGGAACGCCACACACCUGGGUCCUGACCCGCGGUACUGAUGGGAGCAUCACCUUCUGGGAGAGUCUGACGGCACACAGAUACCUACAUCAGGCCAUAGACCCAGAUGCCCCACCUCUGGCCCCCCAGCCCAAACCCUCCUCCGCCUACCGCACCGUGGGCUGCGUCUUCAACCACCACACCUUCCUGGCCAACUGCCAGCCCUCCGAUGCUGUGGUGCUUUGUGUCUUUGACUUCCAGAAUCAGUCUCGGUGGAAGGCGAUGAGCGAAGAAGCUCUGAAGUCUGUUUGCGCCCCGGGCUCCACCACCUCUCUGCCCCCUCUGCCUCCACUCUGUGCCCCAUCUCUGGAUGCCGCUGCUGCCAGCAACCAGCUGGAGCUGGAGAUGCGCUACCUGGUUUCUGAGCACAGGAAGGACCUGGAGCUGGCGACAGUGUGGGACGACCACCUGUCCUACCUGCUGUCCUCGGCACUAUCGGCCUACGAGCUAGAGCGCUGCACCGGCGUCUCCUGCGGCAACGAGGAGUUCCAGGACGCGGUGAGGAGGGCGGUGCCAGACGGACACACCUUCAAAGGCUUCCCCAUCCACUUCUUGCACCGCAACGCUCGUAGAGCCUUUGCCACCUGCCUCAGGUCUCCGUUCUGUGAGGAGAUCGUGUGUUGUCGUGGCGACCAUGUGAGGCUCGCGGUCCGUGUUCGUGUGUUUGCCUAUCCUGAGAAUGCAUGUGCAGUGUGGCUCAUGUUUGCAUGUAAAUACCGCUCUAUACUCUGACCAUCGGACGGAUGGUACCCAAAAACUACCGGCUGAUGUUGCACACUGAUAGCGGACAACGGAGGACACCACAGGCCUGCUUCUUAGAGAUUUGUGGAUGUACAUAAGAAUACCUGGACCCAUGAUGAGACUAGAUUUAAAUGAAGUUGUACUCAGUGACAUGUGCACAGACAUGUUUGUGGCUCCACUGUGAUGCUCAGGCCUUUAUAGACUCUUCAUUUGUACAGUUAUUUACACUCAGAAUUGUAUUUAAAUAUCUAUUUUUGUAAAUAAAUGGAACUUUUUUUAAUCUUA
This is a messenger RNA of Sebastes umbrosus (honeycomb rockfish), 2478 nucleotides long. It is a transcript of the gene cep76, whose product is annotated as centrosomal protein 76. The transcript is spliced from 13 exons. The record is from RefSeq and is a predicted model, not a curated record. Bases 193 to 2184 code for a protein of 663 amino acids. NCBI's taxonomy places the organism in Eukaryota, Metazoa, Chordata, Actinopteri, Perciformes, Sebastidae.